This is a messenger RNA of Aspergillus aculeatus ATCC 16872, 1918 nucleotides long. RefSeq names its product fatty acid alpha-hydroxylase. NCBI's taxonomy places the organism in Eukaryota, Fungi, Ascomycota, Eurotiomycetes, Eurotiales, Aspergillaceae. Gene Ontology annotation, biological process: fatty acid metabolic process; lipid biosynthetic process. The transcript is spliced from 3 exons. Gene Ontology annotation, cellular component: membrane; endoplasmic reticulum. The record is from RefSeq and is a predicted model, not a curated record. Bases 389 to 1522 code for a protein of 377 amino acids. Gene Ontology annotation, molecular function: heme binding; fatty acid 2-hydroxylase activity; iron ion binding.
AGCGCUGGAAUCUCCCCUCUCAUACUCCGUUCCCUGUGAAAGAAACGAGAGCCAGUAUCAUCUUUCCAAAUCCCGUCUUUCUCUACUCCGUUGCGAUACGGUUCCGGUGCUGUAUAGCUUUGUUGAUUGCGUGGUUGUCGCCGCACUUGCCAGUGGACUCACUUUAAGGGAUUUUUUCCUCCCCCGGAGUCUCGGACCCGUCGCCUUGGUCGAUAUUUUGACGCUCACGCCACUCACUUCACCAUCCUUUUAUUAUCGGCUCCCACCGCGAUUCCCCGCUACUCGUCCAAAGGCGUUCGUCGCAUUUGCAGUGUCUGUGGUUACCCUUCCUCGCCCACUUGCAGCAUCUUUGCCUCAGUCCCUUCGAGUAUCUAGCUGUACAUCCGCCAUGCCUGGAAAAGUACUCCCCGUGUUCACCCCGGCCGAGAUCGAACUCCAUAACAACGCCAAGUCAUGCUAUGUGACGUUGGGAUCCAAGGUUUACGAUGUCACUGAGUUUGUGGACGGUCACCCCGGGGGUGAGGACCUCGUCCUUGAGUAUGCCGGCAAAGACGUAACUGAAAUCUUGCGCGACGAGUCCUCCCACGUCCACUCCGACUCGGCUUAUGAAAUACUGGAGGAGUGCCAUAUCGGCUUUGUGGCUUCUGAAUUCAAUGGGAAGGCUCGAACGGUUGAUGCAUCACAAACACAGCAAGUGGCGAAUGGGUCUGGAGCAGUCUAUGCCACGACCGGGAUGUCCUGUGAAGAAGACCUGUCUGUCGAUACAGACUACACCCAAGACUUCCAGACGCACAAGUUCCUCGACCUCAGCAAGCCCCUUCUCAAACAACUUUGGUUUAGUGGCUUCAGCAAAGAAUUCUAUCUUGAACAGAUCCAUCGCCCGCGUCACUACAAAGGAGGGGAGUCUGCGCCCUUGUUCGGCAACUUUCUGGAGCCACUCAGCAAGACCGCAUGGUAUGUCGUCCCCAUCAUGUGGCUCCCACCUGUCGCCUACGGCACCUUUGUUGGGUUUUCGGGGCUUGCGAAUGCGCCUGCUGCUGCUGGAUACUGGGUCGGUGGGCUCUUCCUUUGGACUCUAAUCGAGUAUCUGAUGCAUCGAUUCCUGUUCCACAUUGAUCACUAUCUUCCCGACAAUCGUGUUGGACUGACUCUCCACUUCUUGCUCCACGGUAUUCAUCACUACUUGCCGAUGGACAAGUAUCGCUUGGUCAUGCCCCCAACUCUUUUUGUUGUAUUGGCAACGCCAUUCUGGAAGCUUGCUCAUGCUGUCUUCUUCUACAAUUGGUAUGCUGCUUUGACAGUGUACUGUGGCGGUAUCUUCGGCUAUAUCUGUUACGACAUGACCCACUACUUCCUUCAUCACCGCAAUCUUCCCAUGUACUACAAGCAACUUAAGAAGUAUCACCUUCAGCACCACUUCGCAGACUUUGACAAUGGCUUUGGUGUCACCAGCCGCUUCUGGGAUCAGGUGUUUGGCACGGAGCUGGAGACUCCUGCCCUCAAGGGUGCGAAGGCCCUGUGAAUAAGCCAAUGCUAUACUCUAGAGUGGCUGGCUCUCUUCAUGGGCCCUGACAUGAGCUCAUUGCUCCUUUUAUUGACUCUGUGACAUACGAAGUAAUGCCGUGGUCGUGUGCUGUCCCUAAUGUCGCUGUGCUCAGGAGUUGGUUUACUUUUUGAUUCUUCGUCACUUUGCUUCGUGUACAGAUUUGCCAUGGACCAGAGCAGUGGAAAACGUCUUUUGUAAGGCGAAUGACCAUGACUCGUAGGUCGACCGGCGGUGGUAUUAUUACAUAGAUUUUCUACGAUUGUAUAUGAUAACCUAAUACAUAAUCCCUCUCUUCGAAUCUCGUUUCCUCUGUCAAUUCAGCCCAAAUAGCCUUGAAGCACUUUAGGGACAUUCCUUAACACUUUUCACGGA